CUGUAAUUGUCAUUCGAGUUGUACGGUUGAUUCUCGUGUGAAUUGCAAUAAAACACCGGUGCAUUUUACUGUCUUUUUUUGCUUAAAUCUCAACACAAAAGAAAAAAAAAAAUCGAACAAAAGAAUUUUUUUCGCCAUUGUGGAUGCAGCAUUUUUCUGUUCGGGGGUGAAUUGUCCGGAAUGUCAUUGUAUAUUUCUUGUCUUGUCGAAUUAAUGUUUUUGCGAUAGAGCGUGUUGGCCAAAAGAAGUGUUGACGGUAAAGUUCAGUGUUGUCACACUGACACUUGAAAGAAAAUAGCGUCGGUGGUUUGUUUUUUUUUUGGUCUUGGUUGUCUGUUGUUUUUUUGUUUUUCUCUGGUGCCAUUAAAGUUUCUUGUUUCACGAAAAAUAAAAAAAAAAAAAAAAAAAUGGCUUAAGUGUGGUUAAGGGAAAAAGAUGGUCCUUUUCCGUGUCGAAAUGGAUUAUUGCAUUUUUAUGAAAUUUCACGCAAAUUGUAUUAAAUUUUAUAUUUUUUGAGUGGAAUUGAAAAUGUUGGUUAAAAAAUUUAAAGUGAUUUUUUGAUGAGGUAUUAAAAAUUGAUUGAGUUAACAUACUCGAAUAAUAUUUUUCUGUCGAAGAAGCAAUUGAAGUGUGCACUGAAUAUAAAAAAAUUGUUUGUGUGAGGUUAUUUUUUUCUGAUUUUUAAAAAGUUCAGUGAGCUGGAUGUGUUGAAAAAAGGAAAAUAAAAAUAAAUACAAAAUAUUUUUCAGUUUAUGGAUGUUUGGGAUAUUUUCGUUGUUCUUUUUUCACAUAACGGAUUAAGACAAGUGGAUUAUUUAUUUGAUGAAAAUUCAUCAUCUGUAUAAACAAAAACCUUAAAUCUUAACCCAACAAAAGGCUGAAGAAAAAAAGGGAAAAGUAAACAUCCAGCAACUUGGUUAAAAUAAGGACUAAAAUCUUCUUGCGAACAAAAAAAAAAAAAACAAAAAACCAAAUAUCCUACUCAAUCCGUCGAAAAAGCUUACAGCUAAUUAACUCACACCCUUUUUUCUGAAGGGUAAGUAAAAUAAAAAAAAAAAAAAUACAACCAACAAGUCAAGACAAAAUGAAAAACAAACAAAAAUCUGAGUCAAAAAAUCAUACAAAAAAUAUCUUCAGUCAUCGAACAAAACUACAGGAAUGGAUAUAACUUAACCAAAUGAAGUGAACUUAACUACUACUGACAGUAAAAAAAAGGAACUUAAUAAAUAUAAAUAUAACCAAACUACGACGACAUGAAUAGAAGUUUUGAAAGUUUUCGUCGUAAAGAGAAAAUCUCAUAGCCCACAAAAACACAAAAAAAAGUUUAUAUUCAUACAUAUAUUCCAGUCAGAGUAAUUUGUAGCAGAUUGUUAAUAAAAUGUCUCCGGAGUCCUUGAAUGUCUUCCAAUUCUUAGAAAUUCAAUCAAAAGGACACUACCAACGACGGCGAUGAUAAUAAUGCCAUCAGCCAACGACGUCCUCCAGCAACAACACCAACAACAACAAAAUACAAUCAUGACAACGAACGAUAGAGUCCUGCAGAUGGCAGUUAGUGCUGCUGCCUUAACAAUACCCAAGUCCUCAACAUAUGACCCAUCAUCAUCAUCAUCAACAAUAGGUGAUGGAGGUGUAAGAGGAGCGAGUACAGGUGUGGUUGGAGAAGCAUCAAGUCCAGCAUUUUUGAGAAAUCUGAUGGCCCAUCACCUUACAACACGUUCCCUUAAUUCCAAUUUUGAGAGCUCAUCUACGAGUCCUGUGAAUAAUUUGACUUCAAUUCUAACGAGAGCAGCAACGACAUUGUUAGCAGCAGCAGCAACACCUGCACCAAUAUUGAGAAAUUCAACCACCAUAACCACUUCCAGUGUUGCUGAUGAUGAGAGAUCCUUUACGCAAUUGUAUCCUGGGAGUUCGUCUUUUAUAACGAAUCAAAGUUACAAUUUGAGUGGUGUGUAUAUAGAUGAGGAGCCAACUGGAGAGUAUGUCUUCGAUAGGACAGACGUACGAGUGAUAUUUAUAACUUUGUAUACGAUGGUCUUUUGUUGCUGUUUUUUUGGAAAUCUCCUUGUUAUCCUUGUAGUCACAUUAUCACGACGUUUAAGAUCGAUAACGAAUUUUUUUCUAGCGAAUUUAGCUUUAGCCGACUUUUGUGUUGGACUUUUCUGUGUUAUGCAAAAUUUAUCAAUAUACCUUAUUGAUAGUUGGGUAUUUGGUGAAUUUCUCUGCAGGAUGUAUCAAUUUGUCCAUUCACUCAGUUAUACAGCAUCAAUAUUUAUUCUGGUUGUUAUUUGCAUGGAGAGAUAUUUUGCUAUUGUUCAUCCGAUUACAUGUAAACAGAUAUUGACUGCUGCUAGACUUAGGAUGGUCAUAUUCACGGUCUGGAUAACAUCAGCCGUUUAUUCAACACCAAAAUUUGUAUUCAGCAAAACUAUACGUAAUGUGCACACAAGCGAUGGCGUCGAAGAGGAUAUUUGUGUCCUGGAUAGGAAAAUGUUUAAUUCCAAAUUGUUGGAUAUGAUAAAUUUUGGUUUAUUAUAUGUAACGCCAUUGUUGGUGAUGACGGUACUCUAUAGCAAAAUUGCAAUCGCUCUUUGGCGUAGCUCCCGGGGCUUAACCCAUCAUUUUGCACAACAGGACAAUACCAAUACCAGCAUGUGCCCAUCAUCGAACAACUCAACGACUUUGUUAGCCCGCAAGCAGAGCAGUAAAUAUGAUAAAAGGGGUGUCAACAUAAAGGAUACUCAGAAUGACCAUUUUAAGGUAUCAAUGGAAUCAGAUCGUCCAAUUGUAUCUACCUGCCGGAAUAAGGCUAGCUUCCAUCAUCACCAACGUCAAAAUGCCCAACGUGUAUCACACAUGUCACAUUCAUCAAAUAACGUGUUGCGUGCCAGACGUGGUGUUGUGCGAAUGCUUAUCAUAUUCGUUUUAACAUUUGCGUUGUGCAAUUUACCAUAUCACGCACGCAAAAUGUGGCAAUAUUGGUCACGUUCCUAUCGAGGCGAUUCAAAUUUCAACGCCUUACUAACACCGCUAACAUUUCUCAUCACGUACUUUAAUUCGGGAGUGAAUCCCCUGCUUUAUGCAUUCCUAAGUCGAAAUUUCCGAAAAGGCAUGAAAGAGCUGCUGAUGUGUUCGCUGAAAAAAGGCAAAGGCAAAUCAUCGUCAACAUCUGUGCAUCAUAAGAGAGCCGCUCUGCAGGUGAGUACCCAAUCCUUGCCAACAGACUCAACGCACAUUGGAAACGACCAACUAUGAUGGCGAUUGCAUCAAAAGAAAUCUCAUUUAAUUGGAAGAUAAAUAUAAAAGAAAAAAAAAAAAAAUAAUAAACACAAACAAAACUAAACUAAACUAAAGGAAUAAAA
Messenger RNA from Episyrphus balteatus (marmalade hoverfly), 3359 nucleotides. RefSeq names its product trissin receptor. Gene Ontology annotation, cellular component: membrane. The transcript is spliced from 10 exons. NCBI's taxonomy places the organism in Eukaryota, Metazoa, Arthropoda, Insecta, Diptera, Syrphidae. Gene Ontology annotation, molecular function: neuropeptide Y receptor activity; peptide binding. The record is from RefSeq and is a predicted model, not a curated record. The coding region runs from base 1450 to 3252 and encodes 600 amino acids. Gene Ontology annotation, biological process: G protein-coupled receptor signaling pathway.